This is a messenger RNA of Melanotaenia boesemani (Boeseman's rainbowfish), 1193 nucleotides long. It is a transcript of the gene frg1, whose product is annotated as FSHD region gene 1. The transcript has 9 exons. Gene Ontology annotation, cellular component: catalytic step 2 spliceosome; nucleolus; striated muscle dense body. Bases 302 to 1069 code for a protein of 255 amino acids. Gene Ontology annotation, molecular function: actin filament binding. The record is from RefSeq and is a predicted model, not a curated record. NCBI's taxonomy places the organism in Eukaryota, Metazoa, Chordata, Actinopteri, Atheriniformes, Melanotaeniidae.
CACUCCAUUUAAACCUGGCGGUCGACCGGAUGACCCGUUCUGUUCCCACGGAUUGUUCAUUUCGAUGGAAACUAUCACUUCAUUAUUAAACUUGUUUUACUUUUAUUGUCAACUUUGCUCCAAAAAAUCCAUGCCUCCUUUGUUUCGUUAAAACCCUCUUUUCACCACAAAAUGCGUUCCCCUCCAUUAGCGCGGCAAGCUCUUCAACCCCGCUUGUUAUUACUUCUCACACAGUUUUCGCCCGUAAAGGAGCGGACCCUGCGUUGACUUGUCGACUUAGCUGCUAACGAUAGGAGAAGAAAUGGCUGAAUAUUCUCACGUAAAAUCAACCAAACUGGUUUUGAAAGGCCUUAAUAAAGGGAAAAAGAAGAAACACAAAGAUAAGAAGAGAAAAGCUGGUGAUGAAGGGGAAGGACCUGACAUUAUUGAUGGCUGGUGGUCUGUCAAAGUCUUUGGAGAAAUUACAGGAACAGUUGCCAUAGAGAUGCAGAACAACUCAUACAUUCAUGCUCUGGAUACUGGGCUCUUCACACUUGGUGCACCACACAAAGAUAAUGAGGGACCCGACCCACCAGAGCAGUUUACUGCCGUCAAGGUCUCAGACACACGGAUCGCUUUGAAAUCUGGAUAUGGGAAGUACUUGGGGAUCAACUCUGAGGGUUUGGUGGUGGGACGCUCUGAUGCCAUUGGUUCAAGGGAACAAUGGGAGCCAGUCUUCCAGGAUGGAAAAAUGGCUCUCUUGGCAGGAAAUAGCUGUUUCAUCUCCUAUAGUGACAAUGGGGACAUUGUGGCCAAGAGCAAGACAGCGGGGGAUGAAGAGAUGCUGAAGAUCCGGGCAAACAUGGAGCGAGAGGUCAAACAUAAAGAUGACAUUGCUGAAGAAGACAGAGGAAACGUGAAAUCCUGUGAGGUCAAUUAUGUGAAGAAAUUUCAGAGUUUUCAGGAUCGGCGCCUCAGAGUUAAUGAGGGAGACAGUUCUACCCUAAAGAAAGCCAGAAUGGAUGGAAAAUUUCAUGAAGCUUUGCUUGACAGGAGAAGCAAAAUGAAAGCAGACAGGUACUGCAAAUGAAGACUGGAUGGAUGCCAUGUCUUGUAAAUGUCUUGUAGAUGGAGCCAUUUGAUGUGGUAUUUGAUAAGUUUUUUUUUUCUAUUAUAAUUUUGAUCUUUUUAAUAAACCAGCUGUGGUUAAAUCA